GAGAUUGUGAUGAUAAACCUUAAUGAUUAUGUCUAAGCAGCAUCUUUGCAGUACUAAACCACAUGCAAAGUCUUUUAGGUUGAUCUACCUACAGUCUCAGGAUUCAUGACACAAAAAGAUAUGUCCCCUCAGUGAGAACUUCAAGGCUCAUUAUCAUUACCACUUUACUCUCUACCCCACACAACUUCAACUCAAUCACCGGUAAGACAGUGACUUAAAAAGGACAGAGCAUGGACCCAAACAGCAGAACAAGAAGAAUUGGCGUUGGAGGAGCCGUUGUAGCUGCAGGCUCUGUUUGGGAAGCGAGAAUGCAGAGCGACGACGAAGCUAGUGUUAAUAACGCCAUCGUCAAGGCCACUCAUCUCCAAGCUGUCGACGGAGGAGACAAGAAUUGUAACAAGCAGAUGAGCUUAAAGGAGGGGGUUAACGGAAAGCGACCCGCAUGGAAGACAGAUGUGAAGCUCGCGAGGCCGAGAUCGAUUGGUGCUACUCCUCCUGCGGUGACGACGCCGAGGAGGUCCAUUGGUACUACUCCUCCGAUGACGCCGAGGAGAUCGAUCUCUAGCGAGUCAAGUGAUAAGAGUUUGACUUUGUCGGUGGCGUUGAAGAAGGCGAGAUCUGAUUCCGUAGAAGGAGGUGAGAAGACUCCGGGUCGGGUUAAGAAGAUCCGAUCGGAGCUUUGUAAGGCGAUCGUAAAGUCCGGUGAGUUAGAUACAGUUGCGUUGAGGAAAGUGAGCUCAUUGCCAGCUCAGAGCUCGGAGAAAACUAAUGAGAAAACAGAGGAUGUAGAUUUAAAAACAGAGGAGACCGUUGACGAAAAGAAGCAGCUCACAGAGGAGGAAGUCAAAGAUCUCGAUGUCUGUCAGGAGAUAGCCGUCUUCGCUGAUUCGAAGGAAGAUGAGCAGAUUGACAGUGGCGAUCACGAGGAAGAAGAAGUGGAGAAGAAGAGUGUUGAUGUAAAAGAGAUGAAUGCCCCCAAGGAGGAUAGCAAAAACAGAGUUGUUGAUGUUGAGAUUAAAAAGUACAGUCAAUCUCACAACAGAGUAGCUCCAUCUCCCUCCGCCGUCCGUAAAAUUCCGCCGCCUGUGAUAAAAGGGGCAGCUUCCGUUUAUACGGUCCCACCAAGCACAGGUACAUUUGCUGAGAAAGAAGAGAACUUUACUCAUUCGCAGAGCAAAUUACAGAGUCUCGUGGAUCUGGUGAUGUGGAGAGAUGCAUCAAGGUCGGCGCUUGUGUUCGGCCUCGGAACAUUCCUCAUUGUCUCUUCCUCAUACGCCAAUGAUCUCAACGUCAGCUUCAUAUCAGUGGUAGCGUAUGUGGGACUCAUCUAUCUUGGCGUCAUGUUCGUAUUCAAAGCCGUGAUCCGCAGGGGAGUAGUGGAGGAGGAAGAGAGGCAUAGAGGAGUUGGAGUAAGAGAAGAAGAUGUGAAGAGGAUGCUUAGAGUCAUAAUGCCUUACCUCAACGAGUCUCUGCUUCAACUCAGAGCCCUUUUCUCCGGCGAUCCUUCCACCACACUCAAGAUGGGAGUGGUGUUGUUCGUCUUGGCGAGGUGUGGCUCUUCUAUCACUCUUUGGAACCUUGCCAAAUUUGGCUUUUUGGGAGCAUUCACAGUACCUAAAAUCUUCAUCUCCUACUCAACACACUUCUCUGCUUACGGGAAGUUCUGGAUGAAAAGAUUCAGGGAUGCAUGGGAAUCGUGUAGUCACAAAAAGGCAGUGGCGUUGGCACUCUUCACCCUCGUCUGGAACCUCUCAUCCGUCGUUGCCCGUGUAUGGGCAGCAUUCAUGCUCUUCGUUGCCUUUAAAUACUAUCAGGAGAAGAUGAUUUGGACGGCUGAUCAAGAAGAUGACCUUGAUGAUGAGGAACAUGUAGAUGACGACCAUGUUGAAGAAGAAGAACUAGUUCCUAAACCCAUUCAUAAACCCGAAAGAGCUACUUACACGAUGAUGCCUAAUAAACUCAAGAAAAUUUCUUGAACAUUCUUUUUUAUCCUCCCAUAUAUAAACAUCAUGUAAUCUCUUUAGUUUUUCGUUAGGUCCCCUGUUACCUUAGUUACUCCACUCUAUAUCUAUAUAUACACAGCUUUUAUACGUUUAAAGCACGGAGUUAAAUAGUUUAUUA
This is a messenger RNA of Brassica oleracea var. oleracea, 2121 nucleotides long. Its product is annotated as reticulon-like protein B21. The record is from RefSeq and is a predicted model, not a curated record. The coding region runs from base 231 to 1976 and encodes 581 amino acids. The transcript has 8 exons. NCBI's taxonomy places the organism in Eukaryota, Viridiplantae, Streptophyta, Magnoliopsida, Brassicales, Brassicaceae.